CUUCUAAUCACAAGAAACGCUUCAAAAUAUAAAAUCAAAACACAUAAGGGUGCUCAAAAAAGAUGGAUCAAAAAUGGUUCUGGCACGUUCAAAAGAGGUCCUUCUGCCAGAAAUCAUGGUAACGCAGGUUGGACUCAAAAUCUUUUAGCUAAAAAAGAUCGUAAAGUGAAAGCAGGCACAAAUGGUAGACAUAUUAACAGAUUGAAA
Ascoidea rubescens DSM 1968 is the source of this 207-nucleotide messenger RNA. It is a transcript of the gene MRP35, whose product is annotated as mitochondrial 54S ribosomal protein bL35m MRP35. The transcript has a single exon. Gene Ontology annotation, cellular component: ribosome. Gene Ontology annotation, molecular function: structural constituent of ribosome. Gene Ontology annotation, biological process: translation. The record is from RefSeq and is a predicted model, not a curated record. The annotation marks the transcript as partial. Lineage: Eukaryota; Fungi; Ascomycota; Saccharomycetes; Ascoideales; Ascoideaceae.